Molecule: messenger RNA, 1401 nt
Organism: Nylanderia fulva
Lineage: Eukaryota; Metazoa; Arthropoda; Insecta; Hymenoptera; Formicidae
Source: RefSeq, a predicted model, not a curated record
GUCCGUUAUACCUUGACAGAGCUGGAAAAUCCUUGGCGAGACAAUCUCGUCGAAGCAGCAAGAGAAACGUCGCGCAGAAUUUUGUCAUCGCGAUGAAAAUCGAUUCGCUGAUGGGAAAAAGAGGAGUCAUGUUUUCCAUUGUCCUUUUAUUGUUCCUUGGAACCUUGAACGCGAAACCUCUGGAAUAUGAAGACGUGGCGAAUCUGUUGCCUACGGAACCUCAAACGACGAACGAUACGUUAGCUGCCAUUGUGCAGGAUCCGGUGGUCCAGGAUGCUGUGCAGGACGCGGUCGGAAAUGGAUCCUUGCAAGGCUUGGUAGUAAAAAAGCAGGUCUUCGUUUUGCCCGCCGCUGAACCCACUAAGGUGGUGUCGCAACGCAAACAGAUUCUCGUUGUUCCCAUGAUACAUUUAGAAGAUGUGAAGAAAAAUAUAACAGAAACUGUAAAUGCGGGAACAGAUGUGGACGGCUUGGCAUUUACAGAUAAUCAAUCUUUUACCGAGGAUGCUGAAGACGAAUAUGAAAACUCAUCGAAGGAUGAAACUAAUCCGUUCUAUGCGUCCCAAAAUGAUUUCUACGGAGCGUUAAACGAAAUUUCUAAGACUACGCUGAAACCGAUAUUUCCUAUCGAUAAAGCGCCGCAAGAAAUUCCAUAUCUCAUCCCAAAUCCGACUGAGGAAAUAACACUUCCGGAACAUUUGUCGCCGGCGAUUUCGGUGCCGAUCAUAGCGUUUCUUGAUCCUGCAAAGAUCUCUGACAGGAUCGACGUGCCAAUCGCGACAACAUUGUCAAGAGAUGAUAACUUGAAGAAUCGAGUAGAGGACGAACGCGACGAAAUUCAACGGAGCGUUCAAGAUUACAUUGAUGGAAACUCGUGGAGCGUGAAUCCCAAUAAUUGGCAAUUCGCUUCUUCCCUGUCAAAGGGGCAAGUAUCUUCAUUGCCGACUACAAUGAAGACCCGAUACAUGAACGAAAAUCCGUUGCCAAUCGUAAUGCCUCGUUUUGACAUUGCAACACCACUCUUUUGGACCUCAGAUGCAGACACUAAUUAUCCGAAAAAUCCAAAUGACAUGGAUGUCGCUGCAGAUAUUGUCUUCAGACCGCUUUUUAGAUAUCGACAGGAGGCGCAGCAGAAAUUUUAUAGGAGAUCCGCUUAUCAAAGAUACAAUUCCUACGAUUCUUAUCCGAGACGCAACUAUAAUUACAGAUCUCGAUAUUCAAAUGAUGAUUAUUAUUAGCGUAUUAAUGACAAUAAAUAUUCUCGUUAUUUUAUGUAUAUUUUCUUACGAUAUUGACAGCAGAUAUACAUAUCGUUCAUCUUAGUUUUAAUUUUUAAAUCAAUUUCCUCAAGUAUGUAAAAAAACUUUAAUACGAUAAGAAUAAAAGAUAUUUGACAUUUCA